Pseudocercospora fijiensis CIRAD86 is the source of this 585-nucleotide messenger RNA. RefSeq lists its product as uncharacterized. NCBI's taxonomy places the organism in Eukaryota, Fungi, Ascomycota, Dothideomycetes, Mycosphaerellales, Mycosphaerellaceae. The record is from RefSeq and is a predicted model, not a curated record. Gene Ontology annotation, molecular function: GTP binding; GDP binding; GTPase activity. The annotation marks the transcript as partial. Gene Ontology annotation, cellular component: plasma membrane. The transcript has 3 exons. Gene Ontology annotation, biological process: signal transduction.
AUAACCAUUACCAUCUGCGGCGAUGGAGGUUGCGGCAAAUCUUCCAUCACACUGCGUCUUGUCCGCAGCCAAUGGACGCAUGACUACGAUCCGACCAUCGAAGACUCGUAUUCCGUCACGCGUAGCGUCGACGGCACCACCUAUUCGCUGGAGCUGACAGACACUGCCGGUCAAGAAGAAUACCGAGGCUUGUGGUCUGGAUCAAAUUUGAGAUCCGAUGCUUUCUUACUGGUGUACGAUAUCACACAAGCGAAUUCACUACACUCACUGGAGUACUUCAACCAGUUGAUCGAUCAAGAACGAGAGAUCCGACUAUCGAAAGGGCAGGUGCUACCUGUUUGCUUAGUAGCAGGAAACAAAUGCGACCUCCAGGGCAUACGGCAAGUCGGUGCAAGAGAAGGGCUCGAAUGGGCGCGAAAUCGAGGAUAUGGAUUUAUGGAGACCAGUGCGCGUGAGAUGGUGAACAUUGAGGAGACAUUUGCGCUGCUGGUCCGACGAGUAGUUGGCGCUCGCAAACAGCACGAAGAGGGUGUUACUCCGAAUCUGCCCUCUUCGACUGCUAGGACACGACCACUUGAGCCUCUA